AUGGGUGCAGCCGCCGGGCCAAAGAUCGCUCUCUUCACCACCUACACCAGCGACUAUCAGGCCGGACCGCUCUGCAGCCGCGUCAACCAAGCUUACGCCACGCGGCACGGAUACGGCUGGGUCGAGGCCGUGGGCGAUCCGUCUCGCCGCAGAGCCGCCGGCCACGACCCGCCGGCUCGUCACCCCACCUGGGACAAGGUCUCGCUGCUGCUCGAGCUGCUCGAUGGGCUUUUGGCGGGCGCCUCGCCGCGCGGCCUCUCGCCGGCGACGACACACCUCUUGUGGAUCGACGCGGACGCCGUUGUCCUGCGGCACGAGCGGCGGCUCGCCUGCGCGCUCAACGCCGGCGUGUGGCUCGUGCGCGUGUCCGAGUGGGCGCGCUCGCUGUGGCGCGACGUCUGGGCCGCCGACGCGUCGCGCCGCUUCUGGCAGAGGCCCCACCACGAGCAGUCUUGCCUGCUGCACCAGCUGGCUCUCCGCGGGCAGCCGCUCAAGCAGGCCUGCCCCUUCCACUCCUUUGCGGGAGGCCAGCUCCUCAAGCUCUCGCAGCGCGUCGCCGUCCUGCCGCGGCACGCCUUCAACACCAACCGCGGCGACGCGGGCGGGCGCGGCAUGGCGGGCGCGGCGGAUGCGCGCUGCGAGUUUGUCUUCCACGCGGCCGGCCGGCCGGCGGUCCUCGGCGCCGCGCCGGGCAAGCUCGAGGCGCUGCGCGCCAUGCUCACGCACGCCGGCCUCGGCGGGUUCCUGAGGCACGGAGCGGCCGGCGCUGGCGAGGCCCCGGCGGCCGCCGACGGAGGGGCAGGCGGCGGGGAGGAGUCGCGCUUGUUCGGGUCCCUCGCACUCCUCGAUUCGCUCAUCGUCGCCACGCGCAACGGGGCGCUGCUUUCCGCUGCAGCUUGCCCGCCCGGAGCCGGACCUUUGAAGACGUGUGAGGCGGGGUAG
Messenger RNA from Emiliania huxleyi CCMP1516, 942 nucleotides. RefSeq lists its product as hypothetical. Gene Ontology annotation, molecular function: glycosyltransferase activity. The record is from RefSeq and is a predicted model, not a curated record. The transcript has 3 exons. The coding region runs from base 1 to 942 and encodes 313 amino acids. Gene Ontology annotation, biological process: protein N-linked glycosylation. Gene Ontology annotation, cellular component: Golgi membrane. NCBI's taxonomy places the organism in Eukaryota, Haptophyta, Isochrysidales, Noelaerhabdaceae.